CGCAGUUUACAUUCGACUUGCUGCAUGAACAAGGUGGUGCCAGUCAAGGCGGCCGAGGCGCGGGAGCCCUGCGACACGGGCCCGUCACGGUCGGCCAUGACCCAAGCCGCCAAGGCCCUCGCGCUCGCCGAGCGGCUUGGUGCUGGCAAGGCCUUUCGCAAGACGACGUUGCGGGACAUUGGCGAGCUCGGGAUUGGUAUCCAGCUCUACUUUAUGCUCAUCAAGUACGGCGCGAUCGCCCUUGGCGUCCUCUCGGUCUUUGCUGUCCCCAGCGCGGUGUUGCACUACUAUGGACACGGUGUCCUUGCCGCGAACGCCGACCCGCUCAAGCUCACGUACAUUUCCAUUGCAAACGAAGGCGUCAACCCGGGCAUCGAUGCGUCGCUGUGCAGUGCGAACGGCGGGCGCAUCGACUGCUCUGGCGACACCAUCGACACGCCGCUGACGCCCGACCCCAAAAUCGCAUCGUACAUCAUUGCGGGCUGCGACGUCGCCUACUCGAUCGUGUUUUGGCUCUUCAUUGGGCUCUUUGGGUACCUCUCGCGCCGUGCCGUGCGUCUCGACGCCGUGCAAAACAGUACGCCGGCCAAGUACGCGGUGCGCGUCAAGGGCCUCCCGCGCGACGCGACUAAGGCCGAGCUCCUCGAGCAUUUCGAUUCGCGCUAUGCGCUCACGUUGCCGGAGAUGCACUACCCGCUCUGGCUCGGAUGCUUUGGGCGCCGUCGCCCGCCCCGCCGUCCAACCCUCGUCCCCGCGACUGCAAGCGCCGUUUCGAAUGUCGACCACGUCGAUGGCGACGCAACCUACUUGGGGAAAUGGGUCGCCCAAGUGACCAUCGCCCACCCCACCGGGGGGCUUCUUCGCCAUUUUUUGUCGCUGGAGCGGCUCACGACGCAGCUUGCGGCGCUCGACGACGUCCUAACUGCCUAUCGCAAGAUGCCGACGCGGUAUGCCAAGAAGCUCGUCGUCGCCGAAGCUACCCAGACGCGGCUGCAGACAAAGAUGGAGAAGAUCGUCGACAAGAUGACGUCACUCAAGACCACGGGACUGCAGCGACUCGAGGAGUGCGAGUGCGCCUACAUUGUGUUUGAAAACACUGAGAGCCGCCGGCGCUGUUUGCGCGACUACCGGACGAGCACCUCGUCAUGGAAGCGGUUUUGGCAGCCGAAAGCACUGCGUUUUCGCGGCCAAUUUGCCAUCGUCGUCGAGCCCGCGCCCGAGCCGUCCAACAUCAUUUGGGAAAACCUCGAGACGUCAGCGUCCUCCCGCUUCAUUCGGCGCUCGCUGACCAACGUGUUGACAUUCUUGCUCCUCUUGCUGUCGUGCGGCGUCAUUUCGCUUGCGAACAGCAGUCAGCGCAAGUUCAACGUGCCUGUGUUGGCCAAUUUGUGCGAGAAGAUCCAGCGGGUCUACGACGGUCCAGCGACGUCAAAUGACCGGAGCGUGCGGACGCUGGUCUGGAACGACUCGAUUUCAUGUGGCAGCGAUGCGUCGUUUGCGAUCACAUACGCCAACGUCUCGGCCCCGACCUUGCUCUUGCCGCCGUUUCUCAACUACAACGACGUGCGCCCACUGCAGAACCUCACUCGGUGCAUCGCCCCGUGCUUCAACGUCUCGGUCGCCGCAACCGCUAGUUGCGGCACGCUGCCAUGCUUUACGACCGACACCUUAAGAACGUCGACCAACGUCUCGAGCAAAUGCGAAGCCUACGUGCCCGAUAGCAUCCUCACCUGCUACUGCAUGCCGCUCCUCGAGGCUGCCAUCCACACCGACGGCGUCCUCAACGGCCCGCGCCAGCUCUGGACAAACGAGCUUCCGUGUCAGAGCUAUAUCACAGCGUAUUUGACCAAGACGAGUCUCCUCAUCGCCGCUGCCCUGACCGUGAUUGUGGUCAACGUGGGGCUCCAAGGCAUUUUCUAUGCCUUUGCGUCCUUCGAGCGGCACUCGUCCGAGUCGCACAAGGCGGCGGCGGUCGUCCUCAAGCUCUUCUUUGCUCAGUGGAUCAACACGGCGGUCAUCGUCCUCAUCGUCAACGCAAGUCUUGGGAACGUGCCGCUCGUGAGCACCUUACUGAGCGGGCAGUACAUGGACUUUGAGCGCGAUUGGUACACAAGCGUCGGCGCCGGCUUGACGAUGACGAUGCUCGUGAAUGCGCUGGCGCCGCAGAUCGGACCGCUCCUGAAUCUGUAUGUGACGUACCCGCUCUCACGCUGCUUCCACGGACGGUACGCGGUCACGCAGGCGCAGAUGAAUGCGCUGUAUGCCAACCCGAGCUUUAACAUUGCGCUGCGGUAUCCCGUCGUGCUCAACACGCUCUUUGUGACGCUCAUGUACGCCGGGGGGCUUCCAGUGCUCUUGCCCGUGGGCGCGAUCGCGCUCUCGCUGACGUAUUUUCUCGAUAAGCUCACCAUCAUGAAGCUCUGCAGCGUUCGCACGGCGUUCGACGAGGCGCUCGGGUCGCUCGCGAUGCAGCUGUUGCCCUGGGUCCUCUUCCUCCACCUCGGGUUUUCCACGUGGAUGUUUGGCAACUCGUCCAUUUUGGCCUCCGACUUGCUCUCGGUCAACGUGGUCGUCAAUGCCCUUGCAUCGUCGGUGAAUGGCGGCAACAGUACGCUGCUCGAGGCUGACCCGACGGCAUUUGUUCAAAUGACGUUGGAGGCAGAGAUGGCGUCGGCCACGCCGCUGGUUCAAACUCUCUACCGCUACUUGCUCAAGGCGUUUUUGAAAAUCAUGCGCCUCGAUACGUUUCCCGUCUUUUUCCUACUGCUACUCGUGACGCUGUGGAUGCUGCUCUCGAGCACGCUCUGGCCAUUGCUCACGCCCUUGUUGCGGCCGUUCUUAAGCUGUCUUCAACGCUGCGUCAAGCGACUCUGUGUGCGUGCGAGCGUGCACCCAACGGCAGCAUUGGCGGACGAUACCUCGCCGUUCCCGCCGUUCUCCGCGCUCUUUGAACGCCACGUGGGCAUGAGCUACGCCUGCGACGUCGCCAAAGGCUUUGUCGUGGACGAAAAUGGCGUGCUCACGCGGCGCUGGCCGCAAACGGCAGCGCGCAUGCGGACGUGGGAGGCCUUUGCGGCGCCCGUCAAGUCGUACGACAUUGCGAAAAAUCCGAAAUACACGAUGGCGGUGCAGAGCCUCGCGAGCGCCCAAGCCAAGGUUACGAACGACGCGAUUCUGUCGGGAGGUUGCCCCGGCGAAUAGCCGAGCUCAACUGCAGUGGCAUUUGCGCAGAUAGGAGUUGCAUAAAAGUGAAUAUUGCGCGUUCUACGAU
Saprolegnia diclina VS20 is the source of this 3271-nucleotide messenger RNA. RefSeq lists its product as hypothetical. Gene Ontology annotation, cellular component: plasma membrane. The record is from RefSeq and is a predicted model, not a curated record. Bases 25 to 3201 code for a protein of 1058 amino acids. Lineage: Eukaryota; Oomycota; Saprolegniomycetes; Saprolegniales; Saprolegniaceae. Gene Ontology annotation, molecular function: calcium-activated cation channel activity. The transcript has 8 exons.